Molecule: messenger RNA, 1294 nt
Organism: Thecamonas trahens ATCC 50062
Lineage: Eukaryota; Apusomonadida; Apusomonadidae
Exons: 2
Coding region: 1-1266 (421 amino acids)
Cellular component (GO): mitochondrion
Molecular function (GO): metal ion binding
Source: RefSeq, a predicted model, not a curated record
AUGCUUGGACGGACUUCGCUGCUUCGGAGCACCGGCCUCCUUCGGACGCUUGCGACGGCAACCACCACCACUACUAAGACUGCGGCUGCUGCCAGUGCUGGGGCCAAGGCGUCGGCUGUGCAGACCACGACUCUUGACAACGGGGUCAAGAUUGUGGCCCUCCCGCGCGACGGCCCGCUGGCCUCGGUCGGCCUUGUGGUGGGCGUGGGCUCGGCGGCGAACGCGCCUGUGGGCUCGGCGGCGCUCCUGGCGUCGGCGGUCUUCUCGGGCACGGCCAAGCGGUCGAACGUGCUGCAGGUCCGCAAGCUCGAGGCGACGGGCGCGUCGGUCUCGUCGCGGCUGACGCGUGACGCGCUGGCCAUCCACGCCCACGUUGUGGACGACAAGGCCGGCAAUGCGCUGGCCCUCAUGGCCGACGGACUUGUCAACUGCACCUUUGACGCCCACGAUGUGGCGGACGCCCUGGAGACGCUGGCUGCGUCGCCGGUCGAGCCCGAGCAGGCUGCGGCUGAUGCUCUGUUUGGCACGGCCUUCCGCUACCGCGGUCUCGGCGCGCCGCUCGCCUUUACCGACGCCGCCAAGGCCUCGCUCUCGCCCGAGGCCAUCGCCGACUUUGCGGCGGCUGCCGUGACUCCGGCCAACGUUGUUGUGACCGGCGUCGGCAUGGACGCCGACGCGCUCGCCGCCAUGGCUGAGCCCGUUCUCGGUGGCCUGGCCGCCAACGAGGCCACCGCCGCCGUCGCUGCCGUCUCGGCCCCGUACACCGGUGGCGAGUUUGUGGCGCCGCUCAACGGCUCGGGCCACGCCCACGGCGUUGUCGCUUUCCCGGUGCCGGGCCGCGCCUCGCCGGCUGCCUUUGCCUCGAUGGUCGCUGCCGAGCUUGUCGGCGAGACCGCCCCUUUCUACGUCAACAAUGAGGUCUCGCUCCUCGGUGCCUUCUUUGACGGCGAGGACGUCGCCCCGGCCGUCGCCGCCCUCAAGGCCGCCGCCAAGCCCGACGCUGACGCCCUCAAGGCCGCCAAGUCGCGUGCCAAGGCCGCCUUCCUCAUGUCUCUCGAGUCCAACCAGACUGCCCUGGCCUUCCUCGGUGACGCCAUCACCGCUUCCGGCUCUGUCCUUGCCCCGGCCGACGUUGUCAAGGCCAUCGACGCCGUCGACGCCUCGGCCGUCGCCGCUGUCUUCAAGGACGCCUUUGCCGCCAAGCCCACCCUCCUGGCGGUCUCGGACAACCUCCCGGCCUACGCCGACGUCGUCAAGGCGCUCUGACUCGGUAACACACACACACACACACACA